AAACUACAUUUUGGUGAUAGUUGGCGCAAUCCAAUUUCAAUAUGGCAGCCAUCAGAGAGGCGAAGAAAUUGUUGAGGAAAGAUAUAAAAAUUCGAUUAUUGAAGCUACAAGACUCUGAGAAAAAGAAACAGUCACAAAUAAUUACGAGUAAGUUAAUAGAACAUCCUGUAUAUGUACAAAGUCAGCGAAUAUCAGUGUACCUCAGCAUGCCAGAUCAAGAAGUUCAUACAGAGGGAAUUCUCCAACACAUAUUUAAACACAACAAGCUGUGCUAUGUUCCACAGUAUAUUGGUCCUGUGAUGAAUAUGCUACUUUUGAAAUCGAUGCAAGAUUAUGAUUCUCUUCCCAAGACAAAGUGGAACAUCAAGCAACCUGCAGAAGAUGAUACCCGAGAGGAUGCAUUAUCAACUGGUGGUUUGGAUUUGAUAAUUGUUCCAGGCCUUGGAUUCUCACAAGAUGGUGAUCGUCUUGGGCGUGGCAAGGGCUACUAUGAUAUGUAUCAAAAGAAAUGUCAAGAAGUUACCGGAAAGAAACCGAUUACGAUCGCAUUAGCUUUCAAUGAACAGAUAUGUAAUGAGAUUCCAACUACAGAAUAUGAUGUCAAAAUUGACUAUGUAUUGUAUGGCAACAUGGUUUAGAAUAUUUUAAUUUUUUAGGAACUAAAGACUGCCAAAGAUCAAGAUAAUUUUUGUGAAACUUACAGUUCAGAAAAGUUGCUAAGUUGGUGUAUUUUCUUGUAGAAAUUUAUACCCCUAAAGUAUUUGAGAUGAGAAAUAUUUUUAAACUCUUUCAUUUCUCUUCUUGAAUGAUGUACUAGGUUCUUUAAAAUGCACACAAGCCAAAGGUGUACACCUGGCCUAUGGUUUAAAGUCCUUAUCCGAGAAGUUAAAACCAUCAGAACCAUUGGCAAGUGAGCCGUUCGAACUAGCGCCAAUACUAUAGCUGAAGGUUAAGGUGUUGCCCUGACUUAAAUGCUCGGCCAAUCAACUCGCCACUAAGUGAAGAAUUGCUGAUAAUUAUUAAGGGUUCUAAAACCAUUUUUUGGUCUAUACUUUAUUGAUAAGUUUAUAACAUCCUUUUUUGAUUCCCAAGAAGAUACAGCAAUGUUGUAGAAACUUUAAUUUUCUUCACACUUUUAGUUGGCUCAAUUAUAGUUCUGCAAUCUGGAUGAAAUGAACUUUUAUUGACUGAAUAGAAUUAUGUAAUAUCAAAAUUGUAAAAAUGUAUAUACAAUAAAUUAAUAUUAAUUCAAGCA
Anneissia japonica is the source of this 1255-nucleotide messenger RNA. RefSeq names its product 5-formyltetrahydrofolate cyclo-ligase-like. The record is from RefSeq and is a predicted model, not a curated record. Gene Ontology annotation, cellular component: mitochondrion. The transcript is spliced from 4 exons. Bases 42 to 638 code for a protein of 198 amino acids. Lineage: Eukaryota; Metazoa; Echinodermata; Crinoidea; Comatulida; Comatulidae. Gene Ontology annotation, molecular function: 5-formyltetrahydrofolate cyclo-ligase activity. Gene Ontology annotation, biological process: tetrahydrofolate interconversion; folic acid-containing compound biosynthetic process.